Messenger RNA from Prunus mume (Japanese apricot), 1548 nucleotides. RefSeq lists its product as uncharacterized. The record is from RefSeq and is a predicted model, not a curated record. Lineage: Eukaryota; Viridiplantae; Streptophyta; Magnoliopsida; Rosales; Rosaceae. Gene Ontology annotation, cellular component: cytoplasmic microtubule. Gene Ontology annotation, biological process: microtubule cytoskeleton organization. Gene Ontology annotation, molecular function: microtubule binding.
AUGCAGGAUCCCGAGUCUGCCGGCCCAGGUCGGGUUUUUUAAACCCAAAUACAAUAAGCGGCGUCGUUCGAGUCUCAUCAUCUGUCUGCCCAGCCCAAGUCUCGACGGUUACAGAAGCAAAAAAAAACAAUCUCUUAUUUAAAGUCCGCCUAUUUUCUGAGUGUGGACUUACUCAAAGCUUGUUUGACGCCUGCUCUUUGUUCGAUCGCAUUUUCCUCACUCUCUGUCCGAUCAGUCUCUUCUACUUCUCUCCGAGUUGAAAGCCAAAAGUGAUGUCAGAGACAGCUCUGAGAGAUCUCAACGCCAUACCUGGAUCUGAGAAGAAGAAUGAAAGCUCUAGCAAAGGGAGCAUAACUAAGCCCUUAGCUGGGAAUGCUAAUGAAAAUCAGGAAGAAUGCCAGAAGAAAGCCACUGCUGCUUUGGGUGCACUUUCUAUAAAUGGUGCCGAAGUUGCGAAUACUGGUGUUGAGGUUGGAAUUGCAGAAGUAGAAUACAUUGAGUCAGAGAAUCUGAAUGAUCUAGAGGAUGUUGAUACAAGUCUCAAGACACUCGUAACUGGACUAGAAUCUAAAGAUUGGGUUCUGCUGUGUGAAGCACUCAAUAAUGUGCGUCGGUUUUCUAUAUUUCAUAAGGAAGCCAUGCUUGAUAUGUUGGGAGAUGUGAUCUCACUGGUGGUAAGGUCUCUGAAAAAUCCAAGAAGUGCUGUUUGCAAAACUGCAAUUAUGACAUCUGCAGAUAUUUUCAAUGCUUACAACGAUCUUGUAGUUGAUUCAUUGGACCCUCUGCUUCUACAACUGCUUCUUAAGUCUUCACAAGACAAACGAUUUGUAUGUGAAGCAGCCGAGAGAGCUUUAGUAGCGAUGACCACUUGGGUUUCCCCUCCGUUGCUGUUACCAAAGUUGCAACCGUAUCUAAAGAACAAAAAUCCUAGAGUUCGAGCAAAGGCAUCAAUGUGCUUUUGCCGAAGUGUUCCACGACUGGGCGUUGAAGGCAUCAAAGCUUAUGGGAUUGACAAAUUCAUUCAGACAGCUGCAUCCCAGCUUAGUGACCAGCUUCCGGAGUCUAGGGAGGCUGCUCGAAUUCUCCUCCUGGAGCUGCAAACUGUUUAUGAGAAAUUUAAUGAUCUCACUUCAGCAUCAGUAUCUGAGCAUCCAGAACCGAGCUCUUGGGAGAACUUUUGUCAAUCAAAACUCUCGCCUCUUAGUGCACAAGCUGUUCUUCGGGUUACCAAUAUCUCUCGGGAAGGUCUCGUUAUGGGCUCCUGACACAGGUUUAUAUUGAGCACGCACGAGUUUGAGUAGUGUUGUCUCCAUUUUGCAACAUAUAUGAGCUUUAGCAAAGCCUAUAUCUGCCCUUGAUUUGAUUUGGUUCAUCAAAAUCUUUUUCAUUUUUCGCGUCUGUAAAUUCUUUGAAAGGUUGAUAUGUUUGGUAUUAUGGUGGGAGCACGUAGUUGAUCCAGAAUCGGAUGAUCAUAUUCUUCACACAUGUCAUUAUUACUUCUAGGCCUUGUUCCUUCAAUCAACGCUGUUGAGAUGUUUCUUUUUUCAA